Molecule: messenger RNA, 1581 nt
Organism: Penicillium nucicola
Lineage: Eukaryota; Fungi; Ascomycota; Eurotiomycetes; Eurotiales; Aspergillaceae
Exons: 2
Coding region: 1-1581 (526 amino acids)
Biological process (GO): transmembrane transport
Molecular function (GO): transmembrane transporter activity
Source: RefSeq, a predicted model, not a curated record
AUGGAUAAGACAGAUAUCAGUCAUGUCGAGCUUGCAGAAGACUCCGACAAUAAGUCAUCCCAAAAUGGAGAGAUUGAGCUCUUGAGAGACAAUCAGGUCGUACUCAUACCGGCUCCGUCUGCAGACCCCAAAGAUCCAUUAAACCUCCCCCCAUGGCGAAAGUGGAUUAUCUUAGUUCUUGUCUCGGCAUAUAGUUGCACGGCAGUUGUCCUUGCCUCCGGAAUGGGCCCUAUCUUCUCUGUGGUCGAGCAGGAUUACCCGGGCCAGCAGACCAAAGCCAAUGAUCUCAUGACUUAUCCGACGUUGUUCAUGGGUGUUGGAAACCUCAUCACGAUGCCAUGGGCGUACACGGCAGGCAGGCGGCCUGUUUUUCUUGCAUCAAUGCUCCUCCUUAUCGGGGCUGGUGUCUGGUGUCAGUGUUCCCAAAGCUUGGGAAGCCACAUCGCAGGUCGCAAUAUUAUGUCACUGGCUGCCGGACAAAGCGAAGCACUUUCGCCAAUGAUCGUGCAAGAGAUCCAUUUUCUCCACGAACGCGGUCGCAAACUUGCCUGGUUUAUCUUCAUUCAAAACAUUGCCGCCGGGGUAUUCUUCGUCACCUCCACAUAUAUGGUUUCGGCAUGGGGUUGGAGAUGGUGGUAUGGCUUUUUCACGCUUGCGAACGCCCUGAUCUUCGUUUUAUCUGUCAUAUUUGUCACAGAGUCACACUUUGAGCGUCCUGAGACAGCGGUCCGUGGGCAAUCCACAUUGGAUCCCAAGGUAGUCGACGCGAUGGAAAACAUCAAUAUCAGUGCUCAUGGUACUGUUCUUGAUAUCGACCAGUACGGACCUCGUCGCUGGAGAGACGACCUUAAGCCAAUGGUUCUCAAGCCACGUCUGAGUGAUGUGCCAAUUUUUUAUAAACAUAUCCUCCAAGGCUUCUGCAUUCCAACAAUUUUCUGGCUCUUAUUGCUGAACGGUGCUUUCCUUGGUGUCUACGUUUUUCAAUCGUCAACCUUCUCGAGUAUCCUCAUGCCGCCGCCUUACAACUUCGCAUUCACAUCCCUUGGAUAUGUCCAAGCCGGUCAGCUCGUUAGCUGUGUCAUUUUUCUGCCAUUACUGGGCUAUGGAGGUGAUUUGACCAUCCGUGCUUUCAGUCGCCGCAACAAGGGUCUGUAUAAACCAGAAUACCGUCUGCCCAUGAUGGCUAUUCCAGCUAUCAUUGGGGUUGUCUGCGGUAUUAUAUACGGACAGGCAGCAACUCACUCAGAUGAAUGGAACGUCAGCGCUGUGGUGGUAUCGUACAAUGCCAGCUUCUUUGCAUUCCUUGGAGCCAAUAUUGUUGGCAUUACUUAUGCAGUAGACAGCUUUCCUCAACGUGCUGCACCCUUUCUCGUUGUUAUUUGUGCUGGGAGAGGAUUUAUCUCGUUUGGCUUGAGCUACGCUACAUUGCCAGCUGUUUCUACUCUUGGAUACGAUGGUACCAUGAUUGUAGAAGCUGUGAUUUGUGGUGCUUUGGCUCUUAUUGCUGUUCCAAUCUACUUUUUUGGGCCAAGAAUUCGAGUGCUUGCUCGACGUUUCUUUAUUGAUGAGGGGGAUAAUUAG